Molecule: messenger RNA, 3554 nt
Organism: Paramisgurnus dabryanus
Lineage: Eukaryota; Metazoa; Chordata; Actinopteri; Cypriniformes; Cobitidae
Gene: pcyt1ab
Product: phosphate cytidylyltransferase 1A, choline b
Biological process (GO): CDP-choline pathway
Cellular component (GO): endoplasmic reticulum
Molecular function (GO): choline-phosphate cytidylyltransferase activity; phosphatidylcholine binding
Source: RefSeq, a predicted model, not a curated record
GUGUGCGUGCGUGUUAUUGCUGAGCUGUGCUGUAGUGUAAAGACGUUGCUGUCAUAACCGCGGCAGAUGGAGGGUGAAUUGAAACUCUUUAGAAACGGGCCGAUCAUAACUUCCAGUGUGUGCGGUAUUCAACUCAUGACAAACACAAAAGCCGUCAUUAAAAGAGAAAACCAGCCUACUGAGUGCACGUUCACGGUUUUCCCAGUUAAUAAAAUGCAUAAAACGGUGUUAACCAAGGGGGAGUGUGAGAAGUUGUUAAAAGACUGUACAGAUAAGUGCCCUUUCUGUAAGUACACCAGCAUGCCACCGCUGGUGUACUAUCACAUUAAAAAUCACAUUCAGUUGGCAGUGAUACACCAGGAUUUCACAAUCAUAAAAUGCAACUUAAACUGUCGGGCAAAAUCUCACUUUCACUGCUGCUACUGUUCAGAGACUGUAUUAAAUCGGGCACAUUUGCUGGCACACAUUGCCAGACAUUCUCCCCAGCCUCAUCCACCCAACAUAGACUCAUCCACCCUGCAGCCUGGUGCCCUGUCACCUCAGCCGCCCGGCACUCUAACAUCUCACCUGACCGGCACCACGCCACCUCACUUGACCGGCGCUCAGCCUCCCAGCGCCCUCCCACCUCAGCCGCCCGGCGCCCUGCAACCUCACUCGACCGAUCCUCAGCUGCCCGCCGCCCUGCCACCUCACUCAACCGCCGCUCAGCCACCCGGCGCCCUGCCACCUCAGUCGACCAGCGCCCUGCCACCUCACUCGACAAACUCUCAGCCGCCCGGCACUCUGCCACCUCACUCAACCGUCGCUCAGCCACCCGGCGCCCUGCCACCUCCAUCAACCGGCACCCUGCCACCUCAGUCGACCAGCGCUCAGCCGUCCGGCGCCCUGCCACCUCCCUCGACCGGCACCCUGCCACCUCACUCGACCAGCGCUCAGCCACCAGGCGCCCUGCUAUCUCAGCCACCCGGUGCCCUGCCACCUCAUUUGACCGGCGCUCUGCCAAUUCAGCCAACCAGCACUCUGCCAAAACGCCCUGGAAGAAAGACUGUUACUUGCAGCCAAUGUAAUUUGACUUUGCUUGUGAAAAAUCUAAGAACUCAUAUAAGAAGGCAACACAGUGACAAAGACAAUGCAGUAACUCCUGAAAGGCACUUUCAGUGUCAGUGCAUUGAUAAUAACAUUGGCAUCUUCGCGGUUGAGAAGGCUUUCCAUGGCCAGGCAACGCCCAUCCAUGUAGUAAAAAAUACUUGGGGCCCAAACUUUCACUCAGAGUGUGAUCUUGAGCAGUGCAAUGUAAAUGCUGGACUUGACACAAAAAUAUCAGGGAUGGAGGGACACAGUUCAAGGAUCAGCAGGAAGAGGAAGCGCGAGAAGCUGAAUGGAAAAACGAAGAAGAUGGAGUGUGUCCGAAAAGUUCCACGGAGAACUUCGUGUGUGGGAGAUCCUGCACCAUUUUCUGAUGAGCUGGAGGUUGCAGAUUUACCAUAUGUUCGUGUUAGCAUGGAGGAGGCCCGACGUGGAACUCCAGAAGGUCGUCCUGUACGCGUGUAUGCUGAUGGGAUUUUUGACAUGUUUCAUUCUGGACAUGCUCGCGCUCUGAUGCAGGCAAAGUGCCUCUUCCCAAAUACGCAUCUCAUCGUAGGUGUAUGCAGUGAUGAUCUGACACAUCAAUUCAAGGGCUUCACUGUCAUGAAUGAGGAUGAGCGUUAUGAUGCAGUGAGUCACUGCCGUUACGUCGAUGAAGUGGUCCGGAACGCUCCGUGGACGUUGACGCCCGAAUUUCUGGCUGAACACAGAAUAGACUUUGUCGCCCAUGAUGACAUCCCAUACAUCUCAGCAGGAAGUGAUGAUGUGUACAAACAUAUAAAGGAGGCAGGCAUGUUUGCACCAACUCAGAGAACAGAGGGCAUUUCCACAUCUGACAUAAUCACACGUAUCGUGCGCGACUAUGAUGUUUAUGUGCGCCGUAACCUUCAGAGAGGCUACACUGCCAAAGAGCUGAACGUCAGCUUCAUCAAUGAGAAGAAGUACCACCUGCAGGAGCGUGUAGAUAUGGUAAAGCAGAAGGUGCGAGAUGUGGAGGAGAAGAGUAAAGAGUUUGUGCAGAAGGUGGAAGAGAAAGGCAUCGAUCUCAUACAAAAGUGGGAGGAGAAAUCCCGAGAGUUCAUCGGGAACUUUCUGGAGAUGUUUGGGCCAGAGGGGGCGCUGAAGCACAUGCUGAAGGAGGGUAAAGGACGAAUGUUGCAGGCCAUCAGUCCCAAACAAAGCCCUAGCAGCAGUCCAACACGUGAGGAACGCUCUCCAUCCCCAACCUUCCGUCUUCCCUUCUUCACCAGGACGUCCUCACCGUUCUCUUUACCUUCAGCUCAGCACAACAGCACACACUACAUCAGCCAGGACGAGGACGACUAGAGACACUCACAGGGAACUAAGUUUCACAUGGAUCGUGUUUUAAAUCGUGUUCUUCAAAGCCAUCAUGAAGGAAUGAAUACGGAGGUUCACAGCCGUUUCAGAAUCAGCACAAUAUAGUGACCAAUUUAAUCCACCCAUAGACUUUCGAAUAGAUUUCGAUUGUACAUCUUUGCUCUAUGCACCCCCCCCCCUUUCCUUCAGAGAGAUUUGCCACAGACCACUAAACUAAAAUGCUGCGUGUUGUUGUGUGUUAAGGGACCUUGCAUAAUUAUGCAUUUUUAGGGGUUCUAAUCAGCACACAAAUGCUUAGGAUUUCAGAGCAAAACACAAUCUCUAUUUUAGGGUAUGCAUAAAAAAGCAAACCUGCAUUCAUUGUUUGGAUCUUGAAUGUGCCAAAUUUGAGACUCGUUCCAGCUUGUGGGAGAAUCCUGGGACAGACGAGUCAUCUCAGUUUCUUUAUUUGUGGCACACACAGUGUUUAUAGUUAGUAAGAGUAGCUUUUUUUUAUUUCAGUCAUGUGUUCUGUUUAUCAGUGAUUUUUGUUUUUCUGUUUCUCUCUAUUGUAAACUUUAGAUGUUUUCUCUAAUAUGGGCAUCAACUUAGUUAAAAGUCUUAUUCAAGGUAUACUAUCGAGGAGUCGUAAAGACCCCAGUAUUUCAGUCUGUGUCUGUUUGGCUAGUCCUGGCACCUCCCUUUAAACCCUGUGCUGUUCUGUGGCAUGAAUCCCAGCCUUUUUGUAAAGCAUUUGACGGCUGAAUGUUUACAUUACCCAAGGCAGUAUUAAGACAAAGGAUACGAGGACAUUUGUUAGUUUACAUAAGACAGGACAAUGUUAGUAGGAUUAUACAUGUGCCAGCAAGAAAGAUAACUCAGUAGUUACAAAAUAACUUGGGGGUCGGUUUGCAUUGAAGUAUCACUAUAAAAAAAAGUGAAGAAUGAGUGACUUAUUUAUGGAUUAAGAGUAAAAUGACUUCAAACUACAAAUGUUAUGUUUCUUGUGGUGUCAAAGAUAGACACUGUGUAUUAAAGCAUCUUUAAUUUCCAAUAAUAUAAGAAUUUUAGAAAAAGAUUAAAUACAAAAAUUAACUUGUUCCUUUUGUAUAGUCAAUUAAAUAAGAAUAAUAUACAGUAAUUUGCUUGAA